AUGUCUGGAGCCAUGAAGAAGUUUAUCUUGGUUUCGGUUUCGCUCUCGCUCUACCUCUUUCUGAGCGUUGUCUCGGUGACGGCCAACGAAAGGCCCAGCAAUGGCGGUGCAAACUACGCCACGCUCAGCUGUCGCGAAACGCGCAGUCGUACCUGCUGGGGUAACGGUCACGGUGUCAACUGUGGCCCGAUCCCAGCAGCCAACUACGCGGGUGAAUCAGUAGAUCCUAACGGCUACCUCGCUGGAGCCUACGGAUCCAUCACGAGCGAUGCCCUCCCCGGCGGCUGUCCGCACGUUGCCGAAGGCGCCAAAUUCACCGUCUUCGCCUCUCGUUCGUACGAUAACUGGCACACGCAACAAAACAUCAAGCUGUAUGUCGAGGUGGUCAACACCAACGGUUGGCUCACGCUCAACACCAAGCUCGACAAAGGAGGUGGCUGCAAUCUGCCCGUGACGCAUAACGUCGGCGACGAUCAUUACGGUGCCCAAGAGUGGGAGGCUAAGGGUGACUAUGAGCACCAUUGUUGGUGA
Mycosarcoma maydis (corn smut) is the source of this 531-nucleotide messenger RNA. RefSeq lists its product as uncharacterized. Bases 1 to 531 code for a protein of 176 amino acids. The transcript has a single exon. The record is from RefSeq and is a predicted model, not a curated record. Lineage: Eukaryota; Fungi; Basidiomycota; Ustilaginomycetes; Ustilaginales.